UACCAGGCAGGAAGGUGACGUGUUUUUACUACGUGUCAGGAAGUUGUGUGUUGUCAACAUGGCGGCGCAACAGAAUGAUGUCGAUGAGCUCUUCGAUGUGAAAAACGCUUAUUACAUCGGUAGUUAUCAACAGUGUAUUAACGAGGCUCAGAAGGUGAAGCCGUCGUCCCCAGAGAAGGACACUGAACGGGACAUGUUUUUGUACAGAGCAUACAUCGCCCAGAGGAAGUACGCCGUUGUCCUGGAUGACAUCAAGAGCAACUCAUCACCUGAGCUCCAAGCUGUCAAGAUGUUCGCUGAGUAUCUGUCAAGUGAAGGCAAAAGGGAUGCUAUUGUUGCUGAUCUAGACAAGAAGAUGGCAAAGAGUGUGGAUGCUGCCAACACGACCUUCCUUCUCAUGGCUGCAUCCAUUUACUACCAUGAGAUGAACACAGACGCUGCUCUGCGGACUCUGCACCAAGGAGAAAGCCUGGAGUGCAUGGCCAUGAGCAUUCAGGUGUUGCUGAGUCUGGAUCGUGUUGAUCUUGCAAGAAAAGAGCUGAAGAAGAUGCAGGAGCUGGAUGAAGAUGCUACUCUGACCCAGCUGGCCACAGCCUGGGUUAAUAUUGCUGUGGGUGGAGAGAAGCUGCAGGAUGCCUACUACAUUUUCCAGGAGAUGUCAGACAAGUACUCAUCCACACUGCUGCUGCUCAACGGGCAGGCAGCCUCUUACAUGGCCCAGAAUAAGUGGGAGGAGGCAGAGGGAGUGCUGCAGGAGGCCCUCGACAAGGACAGCAGCCACCCUGAGACGUUGAUCAACCUCAUAGUGCUGACUCAGCACCUGGGCAAAGCUCCUGAGGUAACCAAUCGGUACCUCUCUCAGCUGAAAGAUGCACACAGAGCUCAUCCAUUCCUCAAGGAAUAUUUAGCCAAGGAGAACGAGUACGACAGACUAGUGUUGCAGUACACCCCCACUGUUACAGCGUAAGACAUCUGCUGAGAUGCCUGUGUCCCUCUCACACACAUACACAAAAUACAAUAUUUUGACAUUUUUACUUGUAAGAAAAUUUUGCGUAAAUUAAUCUAAGGCUCUAAAAUUUAAACCAGACUAUAGAUUCAUCAUUUUCCUGGGUUAUAGAUGACACCCUCUGUAUGCAUUCUUUCUAAAUUUGCAUUUCUCCUAUGGAAAUCGACGCAUCUGUGUAAAGUAAGCAUUCCUUUGAAAUGGUAAUAAAUGUUUAAUACGUG
Molecule: messenger RNA, 1227 nt
Organism: Paralichthys olivaceus (Japanese flounder)
Lineage: Eukaryota; Metazoa; Chordata; Actinopteri; Pleuronectiformes; Paralichthyidae
Gene: cope
Product: COPI coat complex subunit epsilon
Biological process (GO): endoplasmic reticulum to Golgi vesicle-mediated transport; retrograde vesicle-mediated transport, Golgi to endoplasmic reticulum; intra-Golgi vesicle-mediated transport
Cellular component (GO): COPI vesicle coat
Molecular function (GO): structural molecule activity; protein binding
Source: RefSeq, a predicted model, not a curated record